CGGGACGGACUGUGGUCGGGGCGUAACGCCAAAGAUGAUUCCGGCUGCCACGACUUGGGGUCCCGGAUCAAGCGGUAUGUGGCCCAUGUACCGGGGUACUUUCUGUACAUACUGUCCGUACUUGCAGGAUCCCGUAGUAUGGCACUUGCACCCCCUUGGUGGUCCCAGGCUCUGCCUCGUCUGCCGCAUGCCCAGUUGCAGCAUGUCAUAUGUAUCAUAGCAUGCCAUGGCAUACUCCUUCUCAACCCACCGGUCUCGAGCGCUCGCCAGUAACCGAAAAAACAAGAGUGACCAGUGACCAGUGACCAUUCCUGGAUGAUCAGCUGUUGUUGGCGAACCUAAUUUCACACAGCCGGGCCCGCUCCCGGUGGUUGCCGUUCGUGCCUCCCUCCUCGCCUCCUCACGAUACCCGGCCAUACACUUCACCCCACCGCUCACUUCACAAAUAAGCCCCUCCUGGUGCCCACACUCUAAUCUUUGACGCCUUCCGACCCCGUGGUUUGUCAUUUAUAAAUAUAUACAGACGCAUUCCCUGAUAGACAUCAGCCGCACCAGCGACAACAUCAUACACAGCAUCUGUCGACCCGGUUUUCGUACUCGUCCCACCUCGCCUGCACACUAUCACUCACUCACCCUCUCCAAGCAUGGGAAGUCUGUUCAUCGACGAUAGCCUCCACCACACGGCGGUUCUGGGCCACAUAUCACAACCGACUCCUCAUGAUCCCUACCGAUACCAGCACGGCUUUGGCAACCACCAUGCGUCAGAAGCCUUUGCCGGCGCCCUGCCAAGGAACGGCACCAACCUGCCGCAAAAGCACCCGUAUGGCCUCUACGCCGAGCAUCUGAACGGCACCUCCUUUGUGUCGUCACGCGAGUCUGUACUGAAUUCGUGGAUGUACCGAGUCAGGCCCUCUGUGGCUCAUCGCCCACUGCGACCUUGCAAGAUCUCCGCCGAGGUCGAGUCGUGCUUCCUGCCCCUAAACCCAAACGUCGACUUCACACCACUCACCCACACAUGGGGUCCUCUCCGGGGGCCCGUCCCGGCCGACGGCACCAGCAGAUGCCCUCAGACGCCAGUGACCUUUGUUGAGAGCCUCCGCACCCUCGGCGGUCAUGGCGACCCUACGCUCAAGGAAGGUCUCGCCGUGCACACCUAUGCCUUUGACGCGGACAUGAACCGGCAGGCUUUCGUCAACAACGACGGCGAAUUCCUUAUUGUCCCCACCCGUGGCGUUCUCGACAUCCAGACGGAGCUCGGACACCUCCGCGUCCCACCCGGCUCCAUAGCCGUCGUCCCACCCGGGUUCCGCUUCUCCGUCAAUAUUGCGAGCUUCCCCGAAUCGGCCGGCGCAUCCGGCUACAUCCUUGAGGCUUUCGGGGCCCACUUCAAGCUGCCUGAGAUGGGGCCACUCGGCGCGAACGGACUUGCUCACGUCCGGGACUUCCAGUACCCCGUGGCCAGCUUUGAUGUGGACUUUGACCCGCUCCCACUGACCCCCAUCGACAGCCAGGCUUUCCUCAGGGGGGCUUCCCCGUCGGACUGGCGCAUCAUCACCAAGCUGGCCGGCAAGUUCUACCAGUACACCCAGCCACACACCCCCUUUGACGUAGUCGCCUGGCAUGGACGGUAUAGCCCGUACAAGUACGACCUGUCCCACUUCCACCACAUCAGCGCCAACACGGACCAGCUCGACCCCACGGCCUACACCGUCCUCACGGCGCCCUCAAAGUGGCCGGGCGUGAGCCUGGUCGACUUCUGCGUCUUUGGCGAGAAGUACGCAAUCGCCAGGGACACGCUCCGGAUACCGUACCACCACCGCACCAUGGCCACGGAGCUGGUCGGCAUCAUCAAGGGCAAGUACGGCGGCAGCGUGAGGAGGCUCGAGGCGGGCGGCAUGAGCUUCGAGCAGGGCUACAUGCCGCACGGGGAGAGCUACGACUGCUGGCGGCGCGAGUCCGAGCGGGACCUCAAGGUUGAGCUCGGAGGAAAGGACUUCCUGGGCUUCAUGUUCCAUGCGUCCUCGCACGUCGGGCUCACCAGGUGGGCCACGGAACGGCAUCCCGAUAUUCGGCUGGAAGAACCCGCGUUCUGGGAUAAUCUCCGGGCGCCCUUUGCCGACAGGCUCAACCAGGCGAGUCAGGCGCUGGAGACAAUGAAGGCCGCCAACGACGCCGCCAUCCAUGCUGAGCUGACGGCACUGGCCUUCGAGGUCAUGGCUAACCGGAGGAGGCUCAGUGUUAGGAGUGUCACGGACAGUGAAGACGAACACAGUCACGUCCAACCCUCUUUAUGAUUACCGAGAGGGUGUGUACAAACAAACAUGCGCUAAUGAAUGAUAAUGCCGAGGCAAGAAAAGAAUGGGUUCGGUUUGGGUCUGCUAUUGGUUCACGGAGUACUGCAAGGCGCCAGAUUGUGCUUAUGAGCCUGGACAUGCAAUUCGAACAGCCACGAUACCUAUACUGGAUUUAAUACAAGUUUCUGCUUUGAGGAACACUGGUCUAGUACUCCUAACUUCACAUAUGCUGUACAGAAUCAAAGCAUUAUUGACCGCAAUGGUGAGAUGGCACGUUCCUAUAUAUCCCUUCUCCAUGUCAGUCUUGAGGAAUCAUCUAUUUUCGGUCAAUUAUGUUACGCAUUGAUGGAAACUCAAGGUCUUCAAUGCGGCGGCAUAAUGUAUAAACAAACUAGGUUUAGGCAUCUGUUUGCCUGUGAUUGAUUUUUGAGUUUCGACUCUGGUCUGGAUCACGCGCGUCAACCGGCAUUGUCUCUUUGGCAGGCAACGGAGCAACGGAAGUUAUUGAUUCGAGCAAUGAUGUUGACGAGAUCUCGAUGGCGUGCAGCUUUUUUCACACGCUUCACACGAUGCCACGUGCGGCA
Diaporthe batatas is the source of this 2878-nucleotide messenger RNA. RefSeq lists its product as uncharacterized. Gene Ontology annotation, biological process: L-phenylalanine catabolic process. The record is from RefSeq and is a predicted model, not a curated record. The coding region runs from base 645 to 2294 and encodes 549 amino acids. NCBI's taxonomy places the organism in Eukaryota, Fungi, Ascomycota, Sordariomycetes, Diaporthales, Diaporthaceae. Gene Ontology annotation, molecular function: homogentisate 1,2-dioxygenase activity. The transcript is spliced from 4 exons. Gene Ontology annotation, cellular component: cytoplasm.